This is a messenger RNA of Ostreobium quekettii, 1401 nucleotides long. The record is from the annotation of a GenBank genome assembly. Lineage: Eukaryota; Viridiplantae; Chlorophyta; Ulvophyceae; Bryopsidales; Ostreobiaceae.
AUGGGGGACAAAACGGGAUUGGCGCUGGGCCGCCGGGGGUUGCUCGAGGCGGCCGUGGGCGCCGGGCUGGCCAGCCAGGCGCGUGGCCUGGCGUGGGCGCCGCCGGCGAUCGCCCGGCAGGAGAAGACGUCCCUGCGCGAUGGGGGCCCCGGCGUGGCGAGGCAGCCCAGGUUCGGCCCCGUGGUGGCGGGGCGCAGCAAGAGCCCGAGGUUCAGGACGGUGCUGGCGCUGGACGGGGGCGGGACGCGCGGCAUGGUGUCCACUAUGGUGCUGAAGCGGCUGGAGGAGAAGAUCAAGGACAACCUGCGGCGGCGAGGCAAGGCCAGCGGGGACUUCGAGGUGGACCUGGCAGACUACUUCGACCUGAUCGCGGGCACGUCGAUCGGGUCCAUCAUCGCCACCUACCUCACCACGCGGGGCGGGCGCUCGGCGGGGAUGCUGGAGGAGCAGGAGUUUGUGGACUGGGCCGGGGAGGUGGGCCAGCCACUGCGGCCGGGCACCCCCGGCGCCCUUGAGGCCAUCUUCAAGUUCAAGAGCGACGAAAUCUUCCCGCACUCCUGGAGCUACGGCCUGCCGGGUCCCCUGGACGGCGUCGAGGCCAUCUUCCACGCCAAGUUCGACCCCAAGGGGCUCAACCAGGUGCUGGAGGCGGCCCUGGGCGACGCGAUGCUCCAGGACUGCCAGACGUCGCUGGUGGUGCCCACCUUCGAGCUGAAGACCAGCCGGCCGGUGGACUUCUGGGCGAGUUACAAGGACGGCGGCGUCAAGGAGACAGGCUACACGUCGAUUAGGGUCAGGGAUAAGGGGGGCGCAACGGAGUGGGAGGCGGACCGAGAGUUCAUGAACGGCUAUGACUUCAAACUGCGGGAGCUGGCGGCCGCCAGCGCUGCAUUCCCAAUGAUGUUCCCUGCUUCGGAGAUUCAGUACCCCGAUGGGCGUAAGUUGAAGUAUGCCGACGGCGGCUUGAUAGCGAGCAACCCCACCGCGAGCGCCCUGUCCUACUUGCGGCAGCAGCGAAAUGUGGAGAUAAACGACAUCGCCGUGCUCUCCCUUGGAUGCGGAGUGGUGCUGCCGGACAGGCUGAAGGUCAGCGACGCUGGAUUCUACGGGUGGAACAAGAAGGGCGGCCUCAUACCCUUGCUGCUGGAUCAGAAGAGCGAGUACGUUCAGUCCAUAGUCGAUGGAAUAUACUACAAGGUGCUGGAAAGGCCGUACGGUCAGUACACACGCAUUCAGAUCGCCCUCGAUAAGGACGACCCGUACCUGGGAGAUAAGAUCGACGCCUUGGAGACGGCGGACGACUAUGAGGAGAUGGAAAACCUUCGCAAAAUUGGCAUUAGAGUGGCGGAAACAAACGAUGAGGUGAUAGGCCAAUUUGUGGACAAAUUUUUGAUGGUUUGA